This is a messenger RNA of Austrofundulus limnaeus, 799 nucleotides long. It is a transcript of the gene timm13, whose product is annotated as translocase of inner mitochondrial membrane 13 homolog (yeast). The record is from RefSeq and is a predicted model, not a curated record. The transcript is spliced from 3 exons. The coding region runs from base 96 to 383 and encodes 95 amino acids. Lineage: Eukaryota; Metazoa; Chordata; Actinopteri; Cyprinodontiformes; Rivulidae.
CUCUGUCAAGGGCAUCGGAAAACUGUGGCUUGUCAGCCGCCGGCCRGCACGUGCAGUAGUAACAAACGUAGAUUUUUAGCAGAACCUCGGGAGACAUGGACGGGUUUGGUUCCGAUUUUUCAGCAGGAGGUGCUGGCGGGAAAGUGGACGCCGGAGCCUUAAUGGAACAGGUUAAGGUCCAAAUCGCGGUGGCUAACGCACAGGAGCUGUUGCAGAAAAUGACGGAUAAAUGCUUCAAGAAGUGCAUAGGCAAACCUGGGAGCUCACUGGACAACUCAGAGCAGAAAUGUAUUGCCAUGUGUAUGGACAGAUAUAUGGAUGCCUGGAACACCGUSUCCCGAACGUACAACUCCAGGUUGCAGAGGGAAAGAGCUCGCAUGUGACCAAUCUGUGAUUUGUUUUUUCAUCCUUUUUUUGAACUGCUGAUAAGAAAACAGACCAGCACAGAUCACUGCUGGAGGUCCACAUGGGUGUUCAACAGCAGCAGCAGCAGCAGCACAUCAAAUCUGUCAUGAAAUCUCAGACAGACAAGCAGGCGGACGAGGCCUGUGGACUCCUAGCUAUAACAGAGUCUGUAGACAUUUUUUUCCUCUGACAUCAUGUCACAGAUCACCAAUAAAAUUUAUAAUGUGUCUGUUAUACACGCAGUAACUCACCUUCUGCAUUUUUAAGGCAUAGCAUGAUAAAAUUCCCAAAUAUUGAAGUGUGUGAAUAAUAAUCAAGUUUGACAGAAACACUUUAUACACAUUGUGAUGUUUAUGACUUUAAGCUGAUAUUAAAAUGUCUGCCCAUAACCUAA